GAGAGAGGUAGACUUUCAGUUCUUGCCUACAGACACACAGUGAAACAGUAGAUGUCCCCUUAUGCAUUUUUAACAGCUCAGCAGGUGAUGGGAACAGCUUGGUAGGGACAGUUUGUCCACAGAUAGAGUGACCAACUGAUCAGUCAGCAUAGGAACCACCAUCACGUUCUGCUCACCUUUGACCCUGCAUGUGGAAAAAGCUCAGGUGGUGCAACAUACCCAGCCUGAGCCUGCAAACCUCCCAGCUUUCAUUUCUUUGGGAAGACCUCCAGUCUGUCUCAGGAACACUUCACAGUGAGGUCUACCAAUAAGAAUAGGAUGCCUGGAGCCAGUGGCGUCAACAUGGAGGGCUCCUGUGAGGCCUUGUGUCGGACCCUGGUGUCUCAGAACGGCCUCCAGAGAGAGACGGCCGACAUCUCCCAGUCUGUCCUCUACACCUCACUGAUGGGCCUCCUUCUGGUCGCUGACAACGAGAAAGAGCAACUCGCCUUAGGAAGUGGAAGGGUUGGCCUUAGAAACAUAGGAAACACAUGCUUUCUGAAUGCAAUAGUCCAGUGUUUGUCUCACACUCAUGGCCUACGGGACUACUGUCUCCUGAAGCCCUACAGGCAGGAGAAGUUCUCCAAAGAGGAUGCUAAGCUCACAGAAGCUUUCUCUCAGGUGCUGUCGGGCCUUUGGGAUGAAAACGAAGCGGACGCAGUCGUAAACCCAAGACAGUUUUACAAUCUUUUUAAAGAAGCAGUGCCAUACUUCAGUGGUUACAGUCAACAGGAUGCACAAGAGUUCCUCAGGUUCCUAUUGGACAAGCUGCACACAGAAAUCAACCGCAGGCCCUUCGCUCGACGAGCAGGGAAGGAGCCCGAACAGAAAUAUGCCAGAUUUAGGAUUUCGGAGGAGGCAGCUGCCAUGUGGAAGAAGCACCUGGAGAGAGAUGACAGCAAAAUAGUGGACCUGUUCUCAGGCCAGCUGCGGAGCUCGCUGCAUUGCUCAGUGUGUUCCCACUACUCCAACACAUUUGACGUGUUCUGUGAUCUGUCGCUGCCCAUCCCCAAGAGGAGCUCUGCCGGGGAGGUCACACUGAGGGAGUGUCUGGACCUCUUCUCUCAGGAGGAGAAACUGGACAAGGAGAAUUCACCAAUGUGUGAGAGGUGCAACAGGCAUACCGAGUGCACCAAGCGGCUGUCCAUCCAGAGGUUUCCCCAGGUUAUUGUGAUCCAUCUGAAUCGUUUUGCGAUGUCACGGUGGUCUAUCAGUAAAAGCACAGUAUAUGUGUCCUUCCCACUCACUAACCUGGAUCUUGGACCUUAUGGACCCGUUGACUGUGGCCCAGUUCUGUAUGACUUAUAUGCAAUAUGUAAUCAUGCUGGGACAGUGAACAUGGGCCACUACACAGCCUGCUGUUCAGACGAAAACGGUUGGUGCUUCUACAAUGACUCCAGCGUGACUCCAGUCUCAGAGAACCAGCUUCAGACCAAUCAAGCCUAUGUGCUGUUUUACCAGCGCAGCAACAGCACCACCACCACCAAUGUCAGGAAAUAGACCCGAGACUGGCUGAGCCAGGCAGCCAAUCAGAGCAAUUUUACCUCCAGUGUCCAUAGAAACAAAUAGAAGCAGCAGUGCUGUAACUCUAUGAACUUCUUGAUGAGCUCGAGUAAGUGCUGAGGAGGAGGAAAGAGAAGCCACACUCACUUUAAGGGGGCUUGAAGAGGUGAUCUCCCCUCCAAAAUCAUGGAGAUGCUUUUGAAGAGUCUCAUUGCGAGAGCCGAGACGGCUCAGAUACACUGAAGAGUCUCUCUGCCCAAGUCCUCAGGCAGGAGUGAGAGGUAUAUUUGCAAAUGACUCAGAGCUCCUAAUGUAAAAUCAUUGUAAUUCAUGCUUGCUAACAUUAACCAAAAUAUGCAAAAACAAAUCUUGGGUGGAAUAGAAAUAAGGCAACAUUUCAUAACUCAGUUGUGACAUAGAGUUUGCGCAAACUCUCCAACUACAUUUGAAUAUUUAAAACUUUAAGAUGUAAUUGUUUGUAGCCUAUGUAUCUCUGCUGUUUUUUUUUUUUUUUUAAAUCUUAAUCCCACCUCUGGAAGGACAGUCAACUCUGAAACUUGAAAAUAUUCAAAUGGGCUAUUUUUUCCCUCUAACCAAAUAAUAAUUUCUAUGUAUUCUAUUCUAUGUAAAUAUACUCAUAUAUUUAUGUAUAUUUUUUUACAUUUGUGUCGACUGCUAUUGUACAUAUGGACUAACUGAAUGUAUUGCAUUACUGAAAUUUGAAAGUCAA
This is a messenger RNA of Chelmon rostratus (copperband butterflyfish), 2272 nucleotides long. It is a transcript of the gene usp21, whose product is annotated as ubiquitin specific peptidase 21. The coding region runs from base 319 to 1539 and encodes 406 amino acids. The record is from RefSeq and is a predicted model, not a curated record. Gene Ontology annotation, biological process: protein deubiquitination. Lineage: Eukaryota; Metazoa; Chordata; Actinopteri; Chaetodontiformes; Chaetodontidae. The transcript is spliced from 12 exons. Gene Ontology annotation, cellular component: cytoplasm. Gene Ontology annotation, molecular function: cysteine-type deubiquitinase activity.